AGACGUCGAGGCGCGGCGCGUGAUUGGUUCCGCGAACGCGUGAACGCGAACCGCUCCCCGACCCCAGGCCAGUUCGUGCUGGUCCCCGACUCCCCCGCCCACCAGCGCCAGAUAGAUCCGACGACGAGGACAACGUAAAUCAGCCCAGCCGCCCGCCCGCCCGCCAUGCAGCAGGUUGCGCGCUCGUUCCCGUCCGCCGGCUCGCCCUCGCACUCGGGCCUCAUGGCUGCGCCCGGCUUCAACCGCUCCUUCAGCGACGUCAGCGCCUACGCCCAGCCCGCCAUGGACAAGCCGCAGAUCUACACGGCCGUCUACUCGGGCGUGUCCGUCUACGAGAUGGAGGUCAACCGCGUCGCCGUCAUGCGCCGGCGCUCCGACGGCUGGCUCAACGCGACGCAGAUCCUCAAGGUCGCCGGCGUCGACAAGGGCAAGCGCACCAAGGUGCUCGAGAAGGAGAUCCUGCCGGGCGAGCACGAGAAGGUCCAGGGCGGCUACGGCAAGUACCAGGGCACCUGGAUCAACUACCGCCGCGGCCGCGAGUUCUGCCGCCAGUACGGCGUCGAGGACAUGCUGCGCCCGUUGCUGGACUACGACGUGAGCGCCGAGGGCGGUCAGGGCCAGGGGCUCGACACGCCCACCAAGGAGCAGGCCAUGGCGGCCAACCGCAAGCGCUUCUACACCCAGAGCAUCGACUCCCGGCCCCAGAGCCACGCUGUGGGCGGGACCUUCUUCAGCAACAUCUCGUCUACCGCCACCAGCGCGCUGGCCGCCAUGAACAAGGUCGCCCGCCUGCACUCGCCCGCCCCCCCGCGCCCGCCCAGCGCGUCGCAGUCCCGCCGCUCGAUGGCGCGCCCCGCGCAGGGUCCGGCGCCGGCGCAGAGCCAGGACUCGUUCCGCACCAGCAGCCAGCAGAGCGUGCACAGCAUGGCCUCUGAGCGCAGCUUCAGCGGCGCAAACGGCCACACCGACUCGGCCUACGCCACGGGCAUGGACGACACGCAGGAGCCGCCCCGGAAGCGCAUGCGUCCGUCGCAGGACGACUCGUUUGCGCAGCGAGCCAACGGCGACGACAUGAUGCGCGACCUCGGCUCGCCUACGGAGCCCAGCGAGUCUUUCCACCAGCCCCACCAGACCGGCCACACCAUCAGUCUGCCCGACGGCCACGCUCCCACAGCACUGCCGCCGCUGCCGUGCCCCGACAGCAAGAUCAACGAGGAGAAGCAGGCCAUGUUGACCGACCUGUUCGCCGACCAGACGCGCACAGACUUCACAAACCAUCCAGCGAUACUACACCUCUCCGGCGCAGACCUCGAUAUGCCCAUCGACAACAGCGCCAACACGGCUCUCCACUGGGCUGCCACACUCGCCCGAGUCUCGUUGAUGCGCUUGCUGGUAUCGAAAGGAGCCAACAUGUUCAGAGGCAGCGCAACGGGCCAGACGCCGCUGAUGAGCGCGGUAUCCGUGAACAACAGCCUCGACCACAGCUGCUUCCCGGAGACGUUGGAGAUCCUGGCACCCCUCAUCGAGCUCCGUGACGCCCAAGGGAGAACCAUUCUCCACCACAUUGCCGUGACGUGCGCUAUAAAAGGGCGCGCGGCAUCCAGCAAGUACUACCUCGAAGCGCUGUUGGAGUAUCUCGUCCGCAGCAACAUUGGCGGCAACCAGGUCCCCUCGUUCCUCGAGAACAGCAACUACCCCAAGCCAAUAGGAUUGAUGAGGUUCAUGCAGGAGAUGGUCAACGCCCGCGACAAGGCCGGCAACACAGCGCUCAACCUCGCUGCCAGGAUCGGCAACCGCAACAUCAUCUCGCAGCUUCUCGAGGUGCAGGCAGACCCCUCGAUACCCAACCACAAAGGCACCCGGCCACUGGACUUUGGCGUGGGCAGCGACAUGCACGGCAACGACGACAGCGCCCUAUCUGCAGCAAGUCCUUUGAAAGGGAAAGCGCCGUUGAGCAAGGUGGAGGAAACGAGUCGCGAGAUCCAGCCUUUAAUGAACGGCAUCCUCCAAUCCGCCUCGAUGCAGUUCACCCAAGAAGCGCGCCUAAAACAAGACGUAAUCGACCAAACAAACUCAACAAUCGGCACCCUCUCCUCGCUCCAAAAGUCCGAGCAAGGGCGCCUCGACACCCUCCGCACGCGCCUCCGCCAGCGCCAAGACCGCGCCAAGCGCAUCGCAAAUCUCAAGCGCUGGCUCGAGCCCCAGCGGCACAUGCUCGCCGCGACAACCGCCGCCACCGACCUGACCCACCAGCGGGAGAUUGGCUACGCCGACGCCGAGGGCGCGGGCCUGCUGGUGCAGGACUCGGAUCUCGCCGACGACGUGCGCAGCGAGGGCGCACACCUCAUCCGCCAGGCCUCGGGCGGCGCCGCGUAUCUCUCCACCCCCCUUUCCCUCCCCGCAUCCGCAUCCCUGAGCCCGCAUCUCGCCUCCAUCCCCGCGAAUGUGCUCCGCCAGCGCAUCGAGGUCUACUGCCAGGCCAAUGCCGCGCUGCUCCAGAGAUCCAGGCAGCUCAAGGAUAAAGACGGCCAGCUUGAGGCUAUGUUCAGACAGGUCGUCGCGCUGUGUACGAAUGUGCCUGAGGAAAGGGUCGAUGGGGUCCUGCCCAGUCUUGUCGAGGCGCUGGAUAGCGAUCCGUUUGACGGCGUCGAGGUUGGGCGGGUACGCGAGUUCCUGCGCAAGGUCGAGGGGGUGGAGGCGUGAGUCGCUCCUCGCGCGAGCCGGCUCAGCUGCGUUUUUGUCGAGGAGCCGGCGCACGCAGAGGCGGCUGUCUGAUUGAUUGAUACGAGAUACCUUGAUUGUGUACUGCGGAGAAUACCAUUUUCUUGUCGAGUCCAUCUCUCUAACAUAUCCAUUCCGCACCCACACUUUCUCGCCGCUUCUGCACGCAAGAUACGCUGCACCCCUCUUCCAUUC
Messenger RNA from Didymella exigua CBS 183.55, 2916 nucleotides. RefSeq names its product start control protein cdc10. Bases 166 to 2703 code for a protein of 845 amino acids. The transcript has 2 exons. Gene Ontology annotation, molecular function: DNA binding; transcription coactivator activity; protein binding. NCBI's taxonomy places the organism in Eukaryota, Fungi, Ascomycota, Dothideomycetes, Pleosporales, Didymellaceae. Gene Ontology annotation, cellular component: MBF transcription complex; SBF transcription complex. The record is from RefSeq and is a predicted model, not a curated record.